AUGCGCGGUCCUUCGCCGCUCGUAGGGGCGCUCCGCACCGCACGGCGGCCACAGCUCGCGCCGCUGUCCGUUUGCUGGCAGUGCCGGGCCAUUCAGAUCAGCGCCUCGCCCGCGACCGAGUCGCCCAAGGCGGGCGGGGAUGCCUUCGGAGCGCCCAUCAACGGAGCCCGGGACUCGGCUGAUGCCCGGUUCGAGGUCCUCGGGACGCCGUACUCACUGCUGUCCGUCACGUUGUCGGCUUCCCAGAAGCUGUACACCCGGAGGGGGACGCUGGUCUCUGUGGCCGGCAAGGUCGAAAAUGCGCAAUCAAUACUGUCCCUGCGAAACCCCAUCCGCAACGCCUUCCUGGGCAUGCCCUUCCUCUACCAGCGCAUCACCUCGACGACGCCCAUCACCGCCCUCAUCGCCACCAAGUCGCCCUCCACCACCUUCUCCAUCCUCCACCUCGACGGCACGACCGACUGGGUCGUCGCCCAGCGCAACGCCCUCCUGGCCUGGACGGGCCACACCCUGUCCAUCACACCCCGCGUCCAGCGCGGGCUCUCCGUCGCCCACUGGGGCAACUCACACCUCACCGGCCGCGGCUUGGCCGCGCUCUCGGCGCCGGGCCACGUCUACCAGGUCGCGCUGGCGCAGGACGAGGAGCUGGUCGUGCACCCGAGCCACGUCGUGGCCUACGCGGUCAACAAGAACCCGCCGCUGCCCUUCCGGCUCAAGAGCUCGGCGCUCCGGCUGCAGGUGCCCUCCGUGCCGGCCUACGUCGCCAGGGCCUCGUCCGACAUGGUCCCCGAGGGCCUGGCGCGCUUCUGGAGGAACAUGCGCGACACGGACACGUACAAGUUCCUGGCGCGGCUGCUGUUCGGCCUCCGCACGGCGGCCCGGCGCUCCCUCUGGGGCGACAGGCUGUUCCUGCAGUUCCGGGGCCCCACCACGCUGCUCGUGUCGAGCCGUGGCGUGCGCGUCGCCGAGGUCCUGACCAGGGACGACGUCAACGAGAUCGCGGACGCCGAGGCGGGCGUCGUGCCGGCCGCCGUCGAGCUCGCGCUCAAGCCCAAGGAGGACCCGCAGCAGGCCGGCCGCGCGCCGACGGCGAAGCCCGUCGCGAUACACAUUGCGAGCGUGGGCGAGGGCGGCAAGGUCCGUUUCGAGGACUCGAAGGACCUGAAGGAGUUUGUGCGGUGA
Molecule: messenger RNA, 1182 nt
Organism: Thyridium curvatum
Lineage: Eukaryota; Fungi; Ascomycota; Sordariomycetes; Thyridiales; Thyridiaceae
Exons: 3
Coding region: 1-1182 (393 amino acids)
Biological process (GO): inner mitochondrial membrane organization
Cellular component (GO): mitochondrial inner membrane
Source: RefSeq, a predicted model, not a curated record